CUUUUGACUUUAUUGUUGUGUUGUAUUGACUGUAUGUCGGGUGCUUUUAAAUAAAUCCAUUAUAUUUUAAUUUUAAUGAAACAGUAAUGCUUGGUGCGAUAAUUUUUACUGUUGUCAUUAGUAAAUAUGUUUCUGCGUCUGAUCAGCUUUGGCGAAAUUUGGCAAAUAAAGAUUUUAUUUAUAACAACACAUAUAAAUAUGACAAUAUCAUAGAUGUGAUUGUGAAUAGCACAAAAACUCAAAUACUUGAUUUCACUGAGGAAUCUGAACUGUUGUCCGGAUUCCCAACUCGUGUCCAUGUCAGCACCAACGACACAACCAAUCUAGAAUACCCACUAUUUGUCACUGCAGUGCAACAGAAAGGGGUGUCAUCAUGGGAGCUGCCCCUAGUGAUUCCUACGCGCACCGCUGUACUUCAAUUCAACGACAUGGCAAGGACGCUCUGUCCACACGACGCAGGGCCAAAUAUAACGGCCCAAAGUCGACCUACAUUGACGUUGGCCACUUCGAGUCCUGAAAAUAUAUUAGUGAAGAUCAAACUAAAGCGUGUUCAAAACUUUUACGUAGAAGUUGAUAAGGAAGUAACGUUAAACAUGACUCCUAGUUCGCCGAAAUAUUACUAUUUUUCAUUUGACCGGGAUCCGUGGAACCUCACCGAAACCAAAAAUUCAACUUACAUUCCCAAGUUCAACUACAAGCCAAAAAGUGUUCUUCUUAUGAUCGAUUCUGAUGACGAUGUGUGCGCCUUUGUUUCCAUACAAAAUAAUUCGUGUCCAGUGUUUGACAACGAAAAGGAUAUGUUGUACCAAGGGUACUACUUCACGAUGUCCCACAAGGGAGGCAUUACAAUCACUCAAUCUAUGUUUCCGCGGGGAUUUUACAUAGUAUUCAUAGUGAAGGAGAGCGACGAAGACUGCACGGGAAUUAGUGAUUCAGAAAGCGGAGUGAGGAAUCCUGGCAGUCGGUUCAAAACUUUCAGGUUUCGUGCAAUGGAAGCGGUGUCGUACGGAGACUAUAUAACGGGCGUUUUGGUCGUACUCGCUCUAAUGUCAUGUGUGGCCUUAUUAGGACCAAUCGGGACCGCCAUCUAUUGCAAGAGUCGAACUCAGCCCAACACACAACACUUACCUGAGCCAGUUAAUACGAAGGGUGUUGAAGAAAUAGUUUUAAAUGAUGAAACUCCUGGACCUUCUAGUUCUCGGACUGAACCGAGCGUUAGCGAAUCAGUACCGGUUUUAAAUCAUGAUAGUAAUGACUCAGACUUGGAAUCGGAGCCGGAUAUUGGCAAUUCGCUACCAAUGCCUUUGAAUGUGGCUGGGCUCAGUCGAGCCUGUCCUGUCGCCCAGACACGACGGUCUAAUAGGUACUUCUGGAGCGCUCUCACAGUGGCGGUGGUAUACGCAUUGCCAGUUGUGCAGUUACUGUUCACGUACCAACGGCUGAUCUUCCAAACGGGUGAUCAAGACGUGUGCUACUACAACUUCCUGUGCGCCCAUCCGUUGGGCGUCCUCGCGGACUUCAAUCAUGUCUACUCUAAUAUUGGCUACGUCAUACUGGGGCUUGUUUUCAUGGCGCAGAUUAGAUGCCGGCGAAAGUUCAGAAACAUUGAUAACCAGGAACUAGGCAUACCGCAGCACAGAGGAUUGCUUUACUCCAUGGGGUUGGCGCUGGUGAUGGAAGGCUUGCUUUCGGCCUGCUACCACCUUUGCCCCAACAAGAUGAACUUCCAGUUCGAUUCGUCGUUCAUGUACGUGAUCGCAGUUUUGUGUAUGAUAAAGUUAUACCAAAGUCGUCACCCGGAUGUAAAUGCUAGCGCCCAUACAACUUUUAUGCUUCUUGCCUUGCUGAUGGCUAUUGGUUGUUUGGGCAUGAUGUACCCCAACAAGUAUUUCUGGACUUUUUUCACCAUAAUGCAUCUCGGCGUAUGCUUCAUACUCACACUGCAAAUAUAUUAUGUGGGUAGACUUAAGAUAGAACCAUCAAUCGUCGUCAAAGCAUGGAAAGGCAUUAAACAACAUGGCCGCUCAGCCUUUAUACCUGUGUACCGCGCCCGAGGGGUCUUACUCGUGAUUGCUAAUAUAGCUAACUGGGCUCUUGCUGGAUAUGGCAUAUAUGAACACGGCAAAGACUUAGCCCGUCACCUCCUUGCCAUUCUACUGGGCAACACACUCCUCUACACACUGGGAUAUGUGGUUUUAAAGCUGGUCCAUAGGGAGAAAAUAUCCAUAGCCACCUUGCUGUGGCUGGCUUUAGCCCACGUCUCUUGGGUUCUGGCUGCACUGUUGUUUACAGACUCGAAGACUCAUUGGUCGCAAACGCCAGCACAGUCUAGAAAUCUCAACGCCGUGUGUUCGGCGCUAAAUAUGCUAGAUUCACAUGAUUUAUGGCAUCUGGCCUCAGCGUCCGCCAUUUUCUUCUCUUUUAAUGCAUUGCUUAUAUUGGACGACCCUCUCGCCGAUACUCCUAGACAUCUUAUACCAGUGUUUUAAGCUAGUAAUUUUAGUGUGCACUAGCUCCUAUACUAUAAGUAAAACUGUUUUUCAGUGACUUUUAUUUCUAAUUAUUAUGUGGUGCUAUAGCUCCUAAGUGUUCCUCAUUCAUUAUAUGAUUUUUUUUCUUUAUUAAUUUUAGUAAUGAACUCAUAUUUCCAGCUGAUGUAAGAAUGUGGCGGAAAGUCACUCCUAUUCUUAUUUGUGCACAUUGUAAUUAACUAUGAUUUUAUAGUCUAUGAUGAUCAUUUUAUUUCUGUGUAGCCAGUUAAAUAAAUUAUUUUUUUACAAUACUAUCUUUUUAGGUAUAAUGCUCUGAAAAUAUUUCAACUGAACUUACGUUUUCUUUACGAAUAAUAUUAUGUUUUAGAAUAUUAACGUUUUUUUAUGUUCCAGUCUUUAUAUUGUUGUUAUGAAAUUAUUCGUUGAUUUCAAUUUAAUGUUUUAAACCUACGAACCUAUACUUAUGUUUUUUAUUAUGAUAUAAAAAUCGGUAAACUGCGGUCUGCGAGUCGGACUCGCACGCGAAGGGAUCCGUACCAUCGUAAGAAGUAACACUUAUUAAUUUUAUUUUAAUUAUUAUGGCGGUCCUUUUGAAAUUUUUAUUUAUUGUUGUUAUAGCGGCAAUAGAAAUAUGUUCACAUUCUGCGACCAUUCUCUACCUAUUACAGUUAACGAGAUACAGCCCGCUGACAGACAGACGGACGCACGACGGAUGGACAGUAGAGGCUAGGGUAUUAUCACCCUUCGAGUACGGAAACCUAAGAAGUUACCAAUCCUUAUGACACUUGAAAUAUAUCUAACCACACUCACGCUUUCUCAUAGGGAAUGUCAAAGAAAUUCAGUAUAUUAUAGCUAAGUAAGAUUUUUGUAUCUACUACUAAAAUACAUUUGAUUGUAGUAAGAUUAAAAAUGACUGUGAUAUAAAAAUGUGCUUGUAUUUGAACAAAUGUUAUGUUCUAGUUUAAGUAUGAUAAUAUAUUAUUAUGCCUGCUCACGUAUGAUUGUUAUCCUAGUUAGAUGUAAGAUUUAAUAAAUUUCAAUUUAUAAAUUU
This is a messenger RNA of Maniola jurtina (meadow brown), 3543 nucleotides long. RefSeq names its product SID1 transmembrane family member 1-like (gene Sir-1). The transcript has 22 exons. The record is from RefSeq and is a predicted model, not a curated record. NCBI's taxonomy places the organism in Eukaryota, Metazoa, Arthropoda, Insecta, Lepidoptera, Nymphalidae. Gene Ontology annotation, cellular component: membrane. The coding region runs from base 87 to 2489 and encodes 800 amino acids.